This is a messenger RNA of Malus domestica (apple), 1379 nucleotides long. RefSeq names its product cinnamoyl-CoA reductase CAD2-like. The record is from RefSeq and is a predicted model, not a curated record. Gene Ontology annotation, molecular function: oxidoreductase activity, acting on the CH-OH group of donors, NAD or NADP as acceptor. NCBI's taxonomy places the organism in Eukaryota, Viridiplantae, Streptophyta, Magnoliopsida, Rosales, Rosaceae.
GCUUUUCUUUCCGUAAAUAUUAUCUUUUUACACAGAAGAGGAGAGAGAGAGAGAGGAUGAGUGACACCGGAGCAACAAAGGUGAUGAGUGUAACCGGAGCGUCCGGUUACAUAGCAUCAUGGCUGGUGAAGCUGUUGCUGCAGCGUGGGUAUACGGUCAAAGCCUCAAUUCGCGACCCAAGUCAGUCAUCACUCGCCGCUCUUACUUCACUUCUUCAAUUGAUGAUAAGAAGAAAACAGAACACUUGCUUGCGCUAGAUGGAGCUAAGGAGAGGCUUCAACUAUUCAAAGCAGACCUACUGGAAGAUGGCUCUUUUGAUUCCCUAGUUGAGGGUAGUGAAGGUGUUUUUCAUACAGCUUCUCCGUUUUAUCACAAUGUCAGCGACCCACAGGCGGAACUUAUUGACCCUGCUUUGAAGGGAACUCUUAAUGUCCUUAGAUCAUGCGCCAAGGUUCCAUCUAUCAAAAGGGUGGUAAUAACGUCCUCCAUGGCAGCAGUUGCAUUUAAUGGGAAACCUCUUGCUCCGGAUGUAGUAGUUGAUGAAUCUUGGUUUUCAGAUGUAGCUGUUUGUGAAAAAUCAAAGCUUUGGUAUAUGAUUUCAAAAACGUUGGCUGAGGAAGCUGCUUGGAAGUUUGCAAAAGAGAAUGGAAUCGACAUCGUUACAAUAAAUCCAGGAUUGGUGAUUGGUCCUCUCUUACAGCCAACUCUGAACACAAGCGUGGAACCUGUUCUGAAACUCGUCAAUGGAGCUGAAAGAUUUCCAAAUACAACUUAUAGAUGGGUUGAUGUUAGAGAUGUUGCUACUGCUCAUAUUCUCGCCUUUGAGAAUGCUUCAGCAAGUGGGAGAUAUUGUCUAGUUGGAAGAGUAAUACACUGUUCUGACACCGUGAAUAUUCUGCGGGAUCUCUUCCCUGCUCUCAAGCUUCCAGAGGAAUGUGCAGAUGACAAACCAUUCACACCAACUUACCAGGUAUCCAAGGAAAGAGCCCAAAGUUUGGGAGUUAAGUUUACUCCUCUGGAGGUGACUUUGAAGGACACCGUGGAAAGUUUGAAGGAGAAGAACUUCUUCUGAUCAUGGGUCACGUUGGACUUAUCGUUGCAACAUCAAAUCCCGUUUGAUCAACUACGUAAAAAUACGUUGCAGAAAAUAAUUGGCGCUUCACAAAACUCUUGCACGAGACCCCGUUCUGUGAAGUUUAAUUGUACUUUGGAAUUUAUUUCAACUGCGUUUUAGUUGCUGGGAAAAAUUUGAAGUUUGAAGUUUGAAGUUUGUAUUGGAUCCUGAAUAUUCCGACAUCACAAGUCGAAAAUUUAUUAAGUGGAAUCCCAACUCAACCACUCUGAGUUGGAAAUUAAUUUAAAUUUAGAACUUUCCCUCA